AUGGAGCAGUCGAAUGGCAAUCGUAGAUCGGACCAAGAGAAGGCUGACUUCCUGCAGCAUCUGCAGUGCAUUCAGUCGACGCCUACUCCAGAAACGCUCGUCAGUGGUGCUGAGGCUCUGCGCCAGAAGCGCAAGCUCUACGCCAUUGAGGAGCGUGAGGAGAGUUCGCCGAUGACUGUGAGCGAGGCGGAGACUCCCUUGGUGCCCGAUGCGGCCUACGACGCUGAUGUGGAUGAUUUUGUAGAGUUGGUCAGCGAGCGGGAACAAAUCUACGAGCUGUUUCAGCCCUGGGCGCUGAAGACCUACGGCGAUCAGGCAAAGACCAAAACGAUAACAUUACGAAAGAAAGCGCGCAUAUUAAAGGCGCUGGAGGGCAAGGAGCACAGUCGACCAGAUAGCUCCAAAUUUCGGUUUUGGGUGAAGACGAAGGGCUUCACCACAAAGCGCCCUGAAGGCUUUGAGGAGGCGCCCGGUAGUCGACGUAGGUUGCAGCCGCUGCCCGCAACUGCAAUAUUGUCGGACCAUCCGGGCGCUGUAGAUCUGUUUGCGGCCUCGGCGAGCAAAGACUUUGGCCGUCGCAUUUAUCGUAAGGUGGCGUGUGUGGAGGAGUUCUUCGACAUCAUCUACAAUGUGCACAUGGAGCUGGGCGGACGCAGUGGCAUGCAUGCGGGUCAGAAGCGAACCUAUCGAAUUAUCACCGAAACGUAUGCCUUUCUGCCUCGAGAGGCUGUCACGCGUUUUCUAACCAUCUGCCCCGAGUGCAAGAAGAACUUGCGUCCCUCGUCGCCGGCCACAGCCAGCCAGGAGCUGGGCGGCAAUGAGAGCUCCUCGGAAGUGGAGAAUUUGAAUUACUCCUCGCACACAGAGAGCUCCCUAGAAGCAGGUCCCACGGCCAAGCGACGUCGUCACUCGAGCGCCGAAGUCAAGGCACACACACCGCUGCCCACUGCAUCGAUCAGCAGCAGCAGCAGUGUCACCCAGCUGGAUGCUGUGGCUCGUGCCGCCAGCCCCCUACCCACUGCUAGUGCCAGUCCCAAAUCCCAAUCAAAUCCCAGUACCCAUCCCGUCGAAACUACGCCGGUCAGUGUGCCAAAAAUUCGUGUCAAAGCGCAGCUGCAACGUCCCUUCAGUCCAACAGCCAGCACAGGUGCCCCUUCACAGCCCUCUCAGCCCACACAGUUGACACCAGCUCCUCUGCUACCUCCGCAUGGCUUUGACAUGCAGCUCUUCAAGUCGCACGAUAAUCUGUUGCGCUACUAUGACUUUAUGCGCCGCUUCUAUUCCGGCGGCAACUUGAAUGUGUUGCUCAAUCAACCGGUUUUAGCGCCGCCCUUAUAUGGCAGCAGCUUGCUACAGGGCCUCACUUUUCCCAACACCACAACCACGACAACCACCACCACCACCCCUUGCAAUACUUCCACAGGCAACAACAACAACAUUGCUCAGCCCAAACAGGCACCUCCCAAGGCAGCUUCCCCUGUCUUGUCCGCUAUGCCGUCUUUGAAAACUUCCCCCGGCAGCACACAGCGCGCACACUCACCGGCCCCUUCGACGAUCCUUUCCACCAAUGCUAACGUCCCGCCAUCCUCUACACAUACACCGAUAAAUCUAACAAAAAAUUUGUUUUCCAGCUCAAAGAAUGGGACGCCUGUAGCGACAGCAUCGACCGUCUUGCCCACCACCUCAACACCCUUGGCGGUCGGCCCGCUUAAGUUGGAGUUGCCGAGUCCGCCAAAACCGUUGCCAGAGUUGCGCAUACCACAACCGCAGCGUAGUGCUGCCCCAGUGGAGUUGCCACCGCUGGACCUGGAACGCCUAAAGCCCAUCACAUCCACAUACUUGCAGCUUACACGCAGCAUGGGUCUCAGCGAUGAGGAUGCCUUGCGGUUUGAUAACUUGGAAACCAUACCAGCAACACCGGUGAGCAACACCGAGACAAGCAGCGUCGGUGCUGGCAGCGGCAUUGGCGGUGGCGGCGGCGGCGGCAGCGACAUCGGCAGCACCGAGUCCGAAGCCUAUGCGGGCCUCAUGAAGGAUGCCGAUAAGCUGAAGCUGAUGUUGCUGGCGUGGAACUAUCAGAACUCGACGGCAGUGCGCAACGGCACCGAGGGUCCUGAUCUGAGCGUGGUGGGCGGCUUGUGGGCGCAAUAUCAGAAUGCGCUGGCGCAGAAUGCCGCUGCAGCAGCGGCGGCCAGCGUUAAAAUGGACAGCUCCCUGUCACCGGUGCCCCGUCAGGAUACCAAUUCACCGAUGGAGGCACAGGAUGAGACCAAUUCGUCGGGCCAAAAGGAAGAGGAUGAGGUAUCAGAGGACGAUUCGGAUGACAAGCUGGAUGAGAAGCUGGCCACCCCACACGAUCCCGAGCGGUUGAAGGCGUUCAAUAUGUUCGUGCGAUUGUUUGUGGACGAGAAUCUGGAUCGCAUUAUUCCAAUCUCCAAGCAGCCAAAGGAAAAGAUACAGGCCAUCAUUGAUUCGUGUGCUCGACAGUUUCCCGAGUUCAGCGAUCGCUCGCGAAAACGGAUUCGCACCUAUUUGAAGUCCUGUCGCCGCAACAAGAAAACCCGCGACGGCUGGGAGAAUACGACCCGUCCCACACCCGCGCACUUGACAUCGGUGCAGGCGGAACAAAUUCUGGCCAUUGCCUGCGAGAACGAGUCCAUGAAUGCGAAGCGCAUGCGCAUUGGCCUCGAGCCCAUCACACAUGCGGUUCCGGCGCCGGGCAGCGCAGUCGCCGCUGCAGCAGCAGCGGCCGCCGCCGCAGCUGUGGUGGCCGCCACCAGCUCCAGCGCCGGCACAAGCACCGCCAGCUCCAAUUCCACCGUCACAUCCGCCGUAUGCGGCGCCGAUGCCGCGACGCUGACCAGCGUAGCCGCCGCUGCUCUGCCCUUCGUCAGCGCCGUUGGCUUUGCGCGCUCCACACCCAAUUCCGAGCACGCCGAGGCCCUGCCCUUCGGCAGCGCCGCCAAUGUGGGUGGCAGCGCCGGCGGCGGCAGUGCCGGGGGUGGUGGCAUCAACUCGGCGCGCAGCUCACCCCUCGCCCUGAGCUCCAAUGCCAGUGUGAGUGGCGGGGCCAGCGUAACGGGCCUGACGCUGCCCAAUGGCGGCGGAGCAUCGAAUGGUGCGUCAGCUGGCUUGGCAGGACUACCCGCGAGCAGUCCGUUGUACCGACCCACAGAUUUCAAUUCACCCUCGGCGGCAUCACCGUUUGUAGCCGCCGCAGCGGCCGCAGCUGUGGCGGCCGGACGCGCGCCCAACUAUCCCGGCUAUUUCCCGGGCGUUGCCGGACUGGGCAAUGCUACGCCCACCGAUCUCUCCAUGAAACCAACCACGCUCAAUAGCGCCAACAGCCUGACAGGCAACAGCAACAACAACAAUAACAACCUCAAUGCCAUGGCCAAUAGCCUUAACAGCCAGCUGAGUGCCGCCAACUUGGCCAAUCUGAGCAAUGCGAACAACAACAAUGCUCUGGUGACGGCCACACAGCAGCUGCAGCAGUUGCAGCAACAACAACAACAACAGCAGCAGCAACAACAACAACAGCAGCAGCAGCAACAGCAGCAACAACAACAGCAACAACAGGUGGCGGCGCUGGGAGUGGGUGCCGGGGCCCAACAGCUGGGUGGCCUGGAUCCGAAUGCGGCGCGUGCGCCGCCCCUGCUGCCCCACAAGCUCAGUCCGAACGAGGUGACAGCGGCACGGCAGGUGAUCUCCGCGUAUCGCGAGAGUGCCGCCUUUCUUCUACGUACCGCCGAUCAGGUGGAGCAGCUGCUCGUGCAGCAGCAGUAA
This is a messenger RNA of Scaptodrosophila lebanonensis, 3786 nucleotides long. Its product is annotated as putative GPI-anchored protein pfl2. The transcript is spliced from 9 exons. Bases 1 to 3786 code for a protein of 1261 amino acids. The record is from RefSeq and is a predicted model, not a curated record. Lineage: Eukaryota; Metazoa; Arthropoda; Insecta; Diptera; Drosophilidae.